Saccostrea cuccullata (small rock oyster) is the source of this 1650-nucleotide messenger RNA. RefSeq lists its product as uncharacterized. The coding region runs from base 132 to 1586 and encodes 484 amino acids. The transcript is spliced from 3 exons. NCBI's taxonomy places the organism in Eukaryota, Metazoa, Mollusca, Bivalvia, Ostreida, Ostreidae. The record is from RefSeq and is a predicted model, not a curated record.
AAACAUUUGAAAAAGGAAUUUUUCAGUCUGUUUUGGGAUGGGAAAACAAAUGUUCCAAGGAAAUGAGUGAAUCAAUGUGUUGUUAUUUUCACUACCGAACAUAAUAAUGUAAAACAUCACAACUGAGAAACAUGUCAACCGGGGGAGCAAGGGCAAAAGCACAGGGUAAACAACAGGAACGCAAGCAACGCUGUCAUCUUCCAGCUGAACUGGAGAACGAUUUUUACGCAGAUGUCAUCGUUAUUCACUCGAAAACAGACGAAGAGCUUGCACAAACAUUUCUCUUUGACAUACGAAAGCAUUUCAAAAAGGGAGAUGAUUACAUCAUAGUGAGUUAUCUCGACAAAAAGCUUCGCACAGAAAAUACAGAUGGCUGUGACUUUAAGCGUUGUACUGUUGCUUUUUUCAUAUUUACAGAAAAUUCCUUGGAGGAAUUUAGUAGUUUGACGAAAGACAAAUAUCUCGACAAUUUAUUAUAUGAGGGAAAAUUUGUGCCAGUUUUUAGACAGCCAAAAGACAAGCUUAAACUUCCCAUGCGUGCCCGUGUCCCUGUCUCUCUGAAUUAUUUUAAGCAGACGUCAUUUCAGUUCCCGCGAGCAGUGUUGGAUUUACUACAAAAACAUUCAGGAACACGUCGUGCAAAAGAAGAACGCCACAAGGAGCAGGUUUCCAAGUACCUAGCAGAUCAUUCAACAGACCCUGUUACAAGUACUAUUACACAACCAAACAUAUACAUUGAUGCUCGCAAUGUAAUUUUGGGGGACCACGGAACAAUUGUGGACAACACUGAAGACGAAAACGGCAACCUGAAGAACUCCACCAGGACACGCACAAGGAAAUCCAAUGGAAGCCAACUGCAACAAGCUGACGAUAUUUCUCAUCAAUCCAGGAAUGAUACAAAUUUUUCCACAGCUUAUCCUUCCGAAUAUCAUGGUGAACCAGGUAGUAUACACCAAAAUAUAAUGAGUAUGCAAACACCAUAUGCUUCCAUGAGUUAUUCAAGAGAUGAGCAAAAUUUGUCAAAAACCUCAAAUCGGUCACAAUCUCAAAGUGUAUCAAUCACCAGUACGCCGAGUGAGGAUUUUGCUCCUGUUGGAGAAAGACAUCAACUCCCAGUGAACAAUGCUAGAAAUUUGCCACAAGCGGUGCCAAUUUUUCCAAAUAAAGAAUUAAAUCUCAGUGAAAGAUUUGGGAGCCUGGCAUCUAAUGAAGAAACACUUGAUGAUAGCAGAGGGACAGAAAGAAACCCUGCUCCUCAGCUAAUCCCAUGUGAUCAGAGUUUUACGUCAGACUUUCCUUCAUCGGUGUCUGCUAAUUCCACCGCAAAUAAUUCGGAUUUGGGGAAAACACCUAAUAUACCAUGGAAGAGUAAGGGUGAAACAACAGAAACUACAAUUUCAAACGAUCAAAGAUUAUCGAUGAAAGUAAGCAAUGUUGACAAGCUAGCUAAAACGGAGGCCCCAUGGUCAAGUCAUAGAUACGCUAAAAGAAAGGAUCCUAAAGAGGUCACUGAGAACACUUCAGAUUCCUUGGAUCUUCGGGUAGAAAGCUUAGAUUGGGACUCCUUGCUUGGAAAAAAAGAUUGAGUUGUAAUCUUUUUCAUUAAAAAAUGGAAUAUCUUUAAUUCAAUUAAAUUACUGAACCAUCGAA